GGAAAGGGGCUGAAAUUCCCUAAGCCUUCUGGAAAAGAGGGUGGUGAAUUCGCUCUGACGUUACAUGUCUCUGUAUUUUCAGUAUUUGCUACUACUAUCCGAAUCCGCUGCGAGUUCCUUCUGUAUUUAUAUUUAGUGUUUCGCGAGCAGGCAUCAGCUGUUUCCGUAAGACGUGGAGAUUGGUUAAACGAGUGGAGGGCACUCUGCUGCUGCUGGUUCUUCCAAGUUACUUGUCCACCCUUGGUUUCUGCGGCGGUCCCUUGUGAACAACCCAUGCAACAUGUAGCAUCACAAUGUGUUGAAUGAUCCCCCUGCAGUGAUGGUGGUAGUGAAGUAUGGCUGGGGGAGGGAUUUUGCUGUACCCUUGACAGAAACUUUUGCUGGCCUUACCUCAAGUAACAACAAAAUGACAAGUCGUGGAGUUCUUACUUGCCGCUUCAACUCCCACCACUUUCAGGAACGCAAUCUCAUUCUUGAUCAACCUGUGAAGAUUGGACGCUCAGUGGCAAGAGCCAAACCAGCUGCCAACAAUGCUAUUUUUGAUUGCAAAGUGCUGUCUCGAAACCACGCCCUACUGUGGUACGAUAGUGGCAAAUUUUACCUCCAAGACACCAAAAGUAGCAAUGGAACUUUUGUCAAUAAUCAUAGACUCAGCAAAGGUGGUGAUGAAUCGACCCCAAGAGAAGUCUGCUCUGGAGAUAUUGUGCAGUUUGGUGUCGAUGUCAUGGAGAAUGCAGGCAAGGUGACACAUGGUUGUAUUAUUGCCACUCUGCGUUUGUAUUUGCCUGAUGGCAAAGAGGCAAAAGCCAGUCCCUCAACUGUAAAUUCUCAGGAGACUGUUGGAUUUGAGGAACUUUAUGCGCUUAAUAGUUAUCUUCAAGAAGCUCUUCAAAGAGAGAGUCAAUUAGAGAAGAAACUCAACACUUUACAACGACUUUUGGAUGACCUAAGAAAAAGUUGUGAUCUUGGUUGGAAAGCUCUUAUUGAUGAAGAUCGCUUGCUCUCUCGUGUUGAAAUACUGGAGUGUCAAUUGCAGACAUUUGCUAAAAAUGCCACAGAAGAUAUUCUACGAGAAGAAUUGCGUAAAUUACAAGAAGACAAGAUCAAUUAUCAAGGGACUGCCAAAGAAGGCUUGCAAAAGAUCUUAGAGGAAAAGUUAGAUGCUGUUCAAAAACUGCAAGACCUAGAAAAUUCAAAAGCUAGUGUGGAAAUUCAGUGCAAUGGACUGAAACAGCUUCUUGCUCGAAGCCAACAAGAUUUGAAGGAACUUGCUCAGAAGUACAGUCAGCAAUCUGCAAAAUUGAAUACCACAGAGGAACAACAUCAAGAAGCCCUUCAAACCUUGGAAGAGGAGAAGAAACUGUUGCAGUCUCAGCUAGAAGAGCAAAUCAAAGCAGAGCGUGCUCUUCAAGCAAAGCUUGAGCGUCUUCAAGCUGACGGUGAUCUUACUCAGCAGCAAUUGGAAGCUGUGCAAUCCCAUCUAGCUGGGUUGGAUUCUGGAGUCACAAUGGAUCUAAUCUUUCAGCGUAUCAGUGAUACUUUGAAGGUAGAAAUGGAUAACACUGAACUUAUUAGUGAAGAGGACCAAAUAUCCAAAAAGGAGCUUGAUAAUGCUGGCAACAAUACCAACUCCAUCCACAGGCUUAAAGCCACAAUUGCCAUGCAAAAUGAGAUGUUAGCAUCUAUGAGGGAAAAGGAGAGAGAAUAUGAAAAACAAAAUGAGCAGCUAGAUGCUGAACUAAGAAAGGUGCAAGCAGUGAUGGAGCGAUUGAAAGACAACAAGGAAGAUUCUCAAAGCCAGGUGAACAAUAGAGAGAGUGAAGAAACCGAAGUCCUGAAGAAAUUUCAGUGGGAAGCUCAGCAAAAUGAGAAGCAGCUUCGCAAUGGUGUUGAAUUUGUGGCUCAGCUGGAGGCACAACUUACAAAGCUACAUCAAGAUGAAAAGUAUGUUAAAAAUGGCCCUGAGAGUGUAGCUCAACUUGAAGGGCAGAUUGCUAAAUUACAACAGGAGCAAGAGCUUCAACAGCCCCGUCUUGAAGAACGGAAUGAGCAAUGUAAGCGACUCAUCCUCAAAGUAGAAGAGUUGGAAGAAGAAUUAGUUGUGCUUCGUGAACGCUUCUCACAAUGCAACGUUGAGCGUACACGAAUGUCUCAGGAUCUGCGUAAUUUACAAGCUUGUUCAGGACAAACGGCAGCUUCUAAGCUUCUGAUGCCUGGACUAAUUGUUAUGUUUGCUAUUAUUGUAUUCUUUUGGCUUCAUUUUUAAGCAUCCGCCAGCUACCGUUUAAAUAUUUUUUGAAUCUUUUUCCUUAAUCAUGCUCAACCCUUAGUUGCCAUAUCGAAGAGUAAGAAACUGUACAUAAAUUAAGUUAUUGGGAGUGUCUUUGUACGUUCAAUAAAUGCUGUUUGUUACUGUGAUUGAUUGUUCCAAUAACCAAUACCUUUGCUUGCAUAGGAUAGGUCUGUCUGUACGUACCAAAAAUUAUAUUCAUAAUAUUCUGUAACUUUGCAUGAGUGGUGGUGUUUUGUUGCUUUAAGUGGUGUGUUGGAAUAUCAUAUAACAAGGCAUACAAAUGAAUGUAUUUUGAAAGGUCACUUGAAAUGUUCUCUUAUGCUUUGAAGGUAAGUUGUUGUUUGUCUAAGUUUCUUCUCCUUUUAAAGACUUUUGCUUUAUCUAUAAGUAUUUUUAAAUGAGAUGAAUACUCCAUGAUUUGGUCAUUUUCUGGUUUUCUUUCCUGGGCCCACUGUGAUAUAAAUAUUUUUGAGUACAUUCACAUCCUGUAAUUUUGAGAGCCAAGGCUAACUUAAAAGAUCAUUUCUUAAAUUUAGGGACCUGACUGUUUGAAAGAAAAAAAAAGUUUUAUUUAUCUUCAAUUUGGCAGUUUCACUCUAUUUAUGAUUUUCCCUCCCUUCUUAUUUGUUGUUAUUUAUCAUUAUUAAAUGUUGUAUUUUGUAUUGUUAUCAAAUUGUGUUGGUGUCUGUGUGUAGUGUUGCCGUUUCUGUCAUAUGAGUCCAACUGGCUCUUAUAGUAUACUCUAGGUUUUAGUUACCAUGUGUAGCAUCAUCUAGUCUCUGUAAGGUUUUCCUUUUAAAGAAUUGUAAAUGGACAAGUAACAGGCAAAGACUGUACAGGAUGCACUAUUGUGUGAAAUUCUGUGUUCAGUUAUGUAGAUUGUGGAGCUCCUAAUUAAACUUUGUGUUUCUUUCUGAUUUGAA
Molecule: messenger RNA, 3216 nt
Organism: Thrips palmi
Lineage: Eukaryota; Metazoa; Arthropoda; Insecta; Thysanoptera; Thripidae
Gene: Slmap
Product: sarcolemmal membrane-associated protein
Exons: 3
Coding region: 320-2266 (648 amino acids)
Molecular function (GO): protein binding
Source: RefSeq, a predicted model, not a curated record